Asterias rubens (European starfish) is the source of this 4178-nucleotide messenger RNA. Its product is annotated as E3 ubiquitin-protein ligase RNF13-like. Bases 273 to 1523 code for a protein of 416 amino acids. Gene Ontology annotation, cellular component: cytoplasm; nucleoplasm. The record is from RefSeq and is a predicted model, not a curated record. The transcript is spliced from 10 exons. Lineage: Eukaryota; Metazoa; Echinodermata; Asteroidea; Forcipulatida; Asteriidae.
UAUGUGAUCGCCAUUUUUUUUAUGUAGCGCAAGCAGUGGAAAUUGACAACAAAAACAUUGGGUGAAAUGUCUUGAUGAAGUUGGAUCUAGCGGGUAAAACUGGCUGAGCUUACCCUCUGAAGACAGGAAAUUUAUUAGAGUAAUACUGAUCGUCGUUGCCUGACAGGGAAGGAAGGAGGUAUCGAGUGGAUUUGUUGCAAAAGAGAAGGUUGACGUCGUAAAGAAGUUAAGAAUAAUUUAUGUUUUAGACAACUCUGGUGACAACACACAUCAUGGGUACUGGGGUGCAUCUAAAGGCCGCCCUCUGUUGGCUGGCAAGUCUCGCAGUGAUGGCAGUCUCAAUGCCAAGUUAUGCCUUUGCAGACGUGGUUGCAAUCACUUUGAAGGAUGAGACCUUCAUUUUCCCAUCCAUACCAUCUACCUUCGGAGCAAGACUUCCGAUAAAUGGCUUAGAGGGAAUGCUCGUUGUAGCUUCUCCAAUUGACGCUUGCCAACCGAUUCAGCAUCCUCCGGAACCCAAGAACGCAUCCGACUACGUCAACUACUUUGCCCUGAUCAGGAGGGGCAUCUGCAACUUCAAUGAGAAGGUAUUGAACGCCCAGAAUAUGAUGUACCAGGGUGUCAUUGUGUUUAAUGUGGGGUCUGAUGAACUGCUGGAAAUGGGUGGUGACAAAGAUGCCAAAGAGGUUUCUAUACCCUCAGUAUUUGUGGGCGCCUCGUCAGGGGCGGCCCUAAAACUAAUGAAUUACACCUCCGGGACGGAGGUGAAACUUACCCCUUAUAUCAACUUCCCCGCCGGCUAUUUCCUCUUUCCUUUUGUCAUUGUUUCGUCAACGUGCAUUGUCUUCUUUGGUAUUUACGUGGCUGCCAAGUAUGUCCGUGAGAGACAACAAAUCAAACGGGCCAGACUAUCCCGUACAAAUCUAAAAAAGAUACCCACCAAGAAAUUUGUGAAAGGUGAUGCGUAUGAUGUCUGUGCAAUCUGCCUGGAUGACUAUGAAGAGGGCGACAAACUGCGCAUCCUCCCCUGCAAUCACGCAUUUCACUGCAAGUGUGUUGACCCUUGGCUGACCAAUAAUCGCCGCACCUGUCCAGUCUGCAAACGCAAAGUGGUACCGGCCGGAGAAGCAGACUCUGACGAGAGCGAUUCCGACGAAAGCUCCGGGGGUCCCACAGAGCACACCCCUCUGCUCUCGCCCACCAGCAAUCACGCCGGGCCGGCCACCGCAGACACCUCGGCCGCCUCGUCCCGGGGUAUGGACGGGGCAUGGGGUGGAGUCGAACACAGGAACGUCGAUCAAAAGGACGCAUCCACCGCCAUGACCGAGAACGACUCAGACUCAGAUAUCAUCAUCGACGACGAUAACGUGAACUUGCUGUCGCAGUCGCCGAUCAACGAGCAGACCAUUCCCACCUUACACAAUGUCGCGGGAUUAGUUGAAGAUGACGUACCAGCUGUUGUAGUCAUCGACGAUGAGCAACUUGUCCAGGUUGACAUGGAGUCCAAGGAAAAUCUAGCUUGAACUUUGACCUAGUAAGAUGCUGCUGUCAACGUGAACACAUCUCUAGACAGAAAUUGUACAUUAAUAGUGAAAUGUUGAUGCACUAACCACUUGUAAGGUCUCACACAAUGUAUGUAAUGGCUGGUUCAACAACAACCAUGGCCUUUCAGGCCUGUAUGCUUCGCAGGGCAGGUUCUCCUUGUCAAAGGGCACCCUAUGAGGAAACUGAUAAUUUCUACUGGAGCAUUUCAAGGGCACCAAAUCAAUGAAUGACCAGGGGGCAUGGAGGCAAUCACAUUCAUUGCCUCUGUGAAGUGUCAGGCCUGGCCUAAUUGCCUUUCACGUUACCAUGGCCUAAACUACAGCUGAGCAUGCUUUAAAAUUACUCUUGUGGAUUUUGAACUCUUGUUACAGAAAACAAAGAAGUAUACAGAGACAUUAAGAAAGCCAUACAAAGAAAACAAAACAUCGCAGACUUUUUAUCCCUUACUGCCCCAACUACUUUUGAUUUCUUACCCGAUCUGAACCAACUUGCAUGCAAUGGUUUCGGGCAUUCCAAUCUUACACAGUCUACAAUGUUUGAGUGUUAAACCAGCUUGAGUUCGGUGCUCUUAUCCAUUUGGCCAGGACACCCCAUGGACACCCCAUGGACACCCCAUGGACAAAGGACAAAGGACCAGUCUAUCCUAUUAUUGGCUGAGAGGUGCUCUUUUCCAUUGUUUGACCUUGAUAAUGGUGGCUAAUGCAAGGGGGUAACCGGAACUAUCAAAAAAGUUACACAUAGAAACUGAUAUGGACACCCUUCUAAACACGUUUAACAAACAAACCUUGAUUCUUUGAUUUGCUUUUUGAUAAAAUGUGAAGAAUGAAUAUAAAGUAUGUAUGAUAUUUAUACAUGUCAUGUAAUCUUUAUUUAGACAUUAUAAACAUCAAACAAUUGAUUUGUUUAUAACGUUAUAAACUUUAAACAAUUGAUUUGUUUAUAAUGUAAGUUUCCUGCAAUUAGUAUAAUCUCACUCUCUAUUUUUCCUUCUGCGAGUGGCACUUCAUGUAAAUUUGUAAAUCAUAAUCCAACUUUUGGGACGAUUUAUCUUUUUUUUUACAAUUUCAAAUUACUUGAUUUGAAAGUUUGUAGAGUAGAGAUACAACCUAGCAAGGUGUUUUGUAACGGCAUCUAAUUAUCUCUUCUUUUUUCUGAUUGAAAUGUUGUGUUAUUACACCGCCUGGGCCCGAUUUCAUGGCUCUGCUACCAUAAGCACAGAAUCAGCGUUUACGGAAGCAGUGAAUUCUGUGCUUACGGCAAGCGUAUUUCACGGGUAAGUGGCAAGUUUUGGCUUUUGCGUACUCAGAGCCAUGAAAUUGGGCCCUGUUGUUUUACAUAACCAAAUUUCUCUUGAAGAUGAUCGGAGCUUACUGAUCGCAAGGUUGCAUUUCCAGUUGUUUACACCACUGGAUCUGUUCAGAACCAUCAAACCUCAAAGAGAGAUUUGAAUUUUAUGGCAAACUUGCAAUGUUUCAAAGAAGUGUGCCAGUCUUCUAAGUAGGAAUUCUUCAAAAAUCAACAGUGCUUACCAGAAAAAUAUUACCUGCAAAAAUACACCAUCAUGUACUGUUUCCCGACUCACCUAAGCAAUUUGUUUCAGCUUAUGUGGUUUCAUGAAGUCUGACUUUGGUUUAACCCUAACCAAUUGCCCAAUGUUCAUCUUUACUUUGUCUCAAAUCUUACUUAAAUUUCCUUUAAUAUUUUGACAAAUUUACCUGUGUGUCUCUCAAAUCUUACACUAACUUUAAUCUUGUCUAAUAUUUUGACAAUUUGUUUUCUUCAAAUUUGUGUGUGUGUGACAGAGGCUAUUACAUUCUAACUCUUGUAAUUCUCUCUUAUUUUUCUGUAUUUUUUUUAAACAAAGGGUGAUUUUGGAGACACGUAGACAUUAAUAUAAAAAUUAUUUACCUCAGAGUAAUACAAAAAUCACGAUUGUUUUCAUCAAGCCUGUUUGUUUGAUACUGUGACGUGGUUGCCAUGCUAGCAUGCAUUGAUGUAAGAGCAACUCUUUUGAAAACAGCUGCAGCAUAUUAACAUGCAUUAAUAAUAAUAAUAAUAUUAAAAAUAACAACAAUAGUAAACAUGCGUUGAUGCUUAGGAUUCCCUUAUAGCAACACUCCUAGGUUAAUCCCCUGCCACCAAUUUAGACUGACCUAAGGAAUUUCACGAAAAAAUAGUUUAAUCAUGUUUCGAGCGAAGGCAUUUCAGCAUUAACCUAUUCACAAUUGCAACAGGGAACAUAACUCUCAGGGGUGAGAGGCUAAUAAAAAAGUCUGAUACUGGGAUACAAAUUCUAAAGUAUUUUGAUACAAAAAGCUUUUUUGAACAGUUUCUGCAAGUAGACACAAGAGCGGAUUACUUUAUACAUGUAGACAAAAUUAUUUUCCUCACAAGGCCGACAUAAAAAGUCUGAAUUCAGCAUAGAGCUUCAAAACCUUAGUGCGUGUAUAACGGGGUGUUAGCGCUCUAGUCAAUAUAUAUAGCUCUAUGGAAUUCAGAUACAAGUUUACAACAAAUCUUAUCCUUGAACUAGGCUGCUGGCAAUCAGCAAGGUCAAGCGAGGCCCAUUUGUCGACUGAUUUUGCUUCUUACACCAGGCAUGAUAUUCUUCCUACUUAAAGGGUCUAUGUAAC